This is a messenger RNA of Xyrichtys novacula (pearly razorfish), 3120 nucleotides long. Lineage: Eukaryota; Metazoa; Chordata; Actinopteri; Labriformes; Labridae. The record is from the annotation of a GenBank genome assembly.
ACGUGACCGCACAAAGCGGAAGUGAUGAGCUGGCCCAAACAGGAAAGUGGGAGCUCAAAGACUAGCAGCGAAGCACCGUCCCUGCGGUACAGUAUUUAUGUUUUUUUUUAUGUUAGAUGGACAUAAUGGCUGAACACGUAUUUGCUAUCGGAUAAAGUAACAGCUGAAGUUAGUCACCGGUAACGCUAUAGUGUCCAUAGCUAAUUGAACAUGUCGAGGUGCAGACCUUUAAAAUCAUGUCGCUGUGUUGACUCUUCAAACGCUCAGCUGGUUGUUCAAGUCGGUUCAGUUGCUUUAAGUUUCUGUCUUAACUGAACACGUGUAAUAUUUGCACAAAGAUACGAUACGGUACGUUAAAAUCCACCAUCAGUAGUGACGAACCAGUCCCCGUCCAGAUGAGAUCAAGUAGACCUCUGUUCCUAUAACAAUGUUUCUAUGAUGUUUAUGAUUCAACCUUCAGAUCACCAGAACCUUUGUCUUGUCUGUGUAAAGUGAUCAGAAUACACGCCUUACUCACAUGAAGACAAUGAACAAAAGGGAAAGGCAUUAACUGAAGAAUGUAUGACUUUUUAUCACAUGACAUGUUGGGUUUAUCUUUAAAUAAAUGAUACAACUUUUAUAACUUUUUGCGCAAUUCAGAGUGAGCUGAUCAGACCGUCACCACACCCAGAAGAUAAGCCAAUUUACUCAAACUGCAAACUAAACUCAUGAGUGGCAACUCACAUUUAAAGAGUUCCUAGAAAGUAUUUAGCUGAUUUAGUGGUCAUUUCUACUCUUACAAGUCUAAUAAGGACACCUUUAUAAUGUAGAUAACAGGUGACAGAACUGAAGUCAAUAUGUUGCAGAACCUGUUAAGCCUGUAAAGAACGACAAUUUGUCGUUUGCAUUACAUUUUGUGAGCAUUGCCUAGAGCGCUUAUCAAAUAUUCCAAGCCUCUCUUAUUUGGGUACAAUGCUCUUCUUUGAGAGUUCAUUUACAGCUGACAUGGAAGUCUGAGGUGUGCUGUCCCUGAGUAAUCAAGAACAAUGUGACAAAUGUAUCUAAGACCCUCCAGUCUCUUGUGUGAACAGCCAACGGGUUCAGGUGCAAGUUUUGAGAUGAAACCCUUGAACCCUUUGCCUAACCAGAUUUUGACUACACUUGUUAGACUGAAGUGUAUGUUUGUUACGCUGCAGACGUCUGUCAAGUUGCAUCAAAACUGAAUCAUUUUUCAGUUCCCAGUCUUUGCACCUUGGAUUGUUCUUAAUGUCGGGCCUACUGGUUCAUCAGGAUGAACUUCUUGCAUUCGUAAGCACUUCGUUUUGUCAGACAAACUAUCCUUGAACCAAUUAAACAUGCAGCCACUUACUGCUGUGUUUAGCAGGAAGUAGUAGCUGUGAACUGGGUUUAUUUCCUUAUGAGUUUAUUAAAUAUUUUUUUCCUCUCUUCUAUAGUGUUUGCUGUCAAAAUGUUGUCUGAAGGCAGCUCUUUCAUGAAAGGGGUGUUCUUGGGAGGCCUUUUCUGCCUGGUACUGUCGCUCCUAAGUAGUUUUAGCCCCAGCACAGAGUCUGGACCAGAGGACCUCCACCAUCAUCAUCAUGUCAUGGCCCCGAGUAAAGACGAGCUGACACGCUUUUCUGACAGUCGGAUGCAGGAGUUAAUUAAUCAAGUUCGAGUGUCUUGCAUCAUCAUGGUUCAGCCCAAGUUAAUUGUUUACUGGGCUACUGCGGUAGACACCUGGAGCAAACACUGCGACAAGGCUGUGUUUUACACUUCUGAGCCAUCCAAGGCGCUUGAGGCCGUGGAUCUGAACGAAAAGGAUGACUGGGCGAGGUUACGUAAAGCUUUGAGGCAUGCUUAUGAGACUGCGGGAGACCUGCGCUGGUUCUUUAUUGCGAAAGCCACCACCUUCGCAAUCAUCGAGAACCUCAAAUACCUGGUGCUCGCAAAGGAUCCCAGCCAGCCCUUCUACCUGGGCAGCGCCAUGAAGUCAGGGGAGCUUGAGUAUGUGACUUAUGAUAGCGGAAUUGUUCUGAGCUACGAAGCACUGAAGAGGUUGGUGAAUGUGUUCCAGGAUGAGGACAAAUGUCCAGAAAGAGGACGCGCAUUGUGGAAGCUGAGUGAAGACAAGCAGCUGGCCGUGUGUCUCAAAUAUACCGGAGUCUUUGCAGAAAACGGGGAAGAUGCACACGGAAAGGGUUUGUUCAACAGCAACAGCGUGGAGACUCUGAUAAAAGACAGCAUGAAGGACAACCCCAAUAAUGUGGUGGAGGGCUGCUGCUCUGACAUGGCAGUCACAUUUAACGGGAUGUCACCGAGUCAAAUGCAGGUCAUGAUGUUUGGAGUUUACAGACUUCGACCUUAUGGCCACGAUCACCUUGACUCUUUAGUGUUUCUCCCUCCUGAAGGUUCAGAUAACGACUAAAGACUUACUCCUUUGGACUGGGGGUGGUAUUUUAAAAGUUUUGCUUCUGUGAUGGCAAAUUUAACUUUGGGGAGAUGGUUUUCAUAUGCUGUUUGUACAAAAUAAAAAGGAUCUCGGGUGGGAAAACACUUUAAUGUCUUUUUGAACCUUAUUUGCACUCGGCACAAUCAGCACUUCAUUCCCUUGUGGUGAAGGUAAAGAGAGUAUAUGAGUGUGCCAUUCUUAUGAAGGUGUGAAAUGACUUGUGAUAUGAGGAAUUAUGAUCAUGAAGCUUUGGUUGUUAUAUUGUUAUGUAUCUUAAAUGCUUGUUUGUCUUUUUGUGGUCUUAAAGCGACAUUAGAGUUACUAGGUGAAACUAUUUUCUGAAUAUGUUUGAAUAAGUUUCUGAAAUUAUUUAAAUUGAAAAAGUGUUCGGACCUCUGAACUACAUUAUGAACAACUUGUUUUAAUCUAUUGGAGUACAGACAUUUGUUUCUUUGUGUGUUGUGUUUGGUCACCUCAACAUAAAUCGAAUUGGCCCUCAGAACUAAAUACAAAAUACCUCAGUGUUUACUUCAAGGUGAACUCUAUCUAAACAUGAUAGAAAAGAAAAAUAGUUUUUCAGUGUGAAUGAUCCACUGACUUUUUAAAACCACACGGGUGUCGGAGUGAUGAGAUAACUCAUUUGAAAAGUAGGUUUUUGAUGAUGAAUAAAAGUGAUUUCUGAUAAUACUGAA